Parnassius apollo (apollo) is the source of this 615-nucleotide messenger RNA. NCBI's taxonomy places the organism in Eukaryota, Metazoa, Arthropoda, Insecta, Lepidoptera, Papilionidae. The record is from the annotation of a GenBank genome assembly.
AUGCCUAAAAGACGAAAGGAGUCAGAAGAAGAACAUUUAGAAAGGAAGUUGAACAAAUAUAAGAAGAAAUAUGAACGUUGUAAAAGACGUAAAGACGAACAUUCAAAAGAUAAUAGAAACGAAAAUGAGGAGAUUAUUCUUGAAAAUAUUGAACCAGAGGAGGAGGAAGAGGUAGAAAUAAUGGAAAUUAAAGAAAAACAGUUAGAAGAGGAUAUUAUAAAAGCCAUGGGUCCUCGGAUUAAUACUAAAUUUUCUUAUGGUCAACCAAUUCACCCUGAGAUAUAUAAAAGAGUCGAAGGUAUUUUGAUGGAAGGUUUGAAUAAGAAAAACAUUGAAACAUAUAUCAAAGAGCACUUAAUACCGGAAAAUGCCAUUUUGUUAGAAGCACCACUACUGAAUCCUGAAUUACAUAUGGUAGCGGAUUCAGUUAAAACAAGAGACAAGAAAAUUGAAAACCGCCAAAAUCUAUUAGGAUUAGCCACAGACAAGGCACAAUACUGUAACAAAAAACUGCUAUUCCCCUCAACAACAAGGGACCCAGAGGAAGACGUUCAGGGGAAAUCAAAACUUUCAACGGCCGGCGACCAAGGUCCUGGACCGAAGCACCGUCAGUGA